This is a messenger RNA of Ostrea edulis (European flat oyster), 561 nucleotides long. RefSeq names its product NADH dehydrogenase [ubiquinone] 1 alpha subcomplex subunit 4-like 2. Bases 84 to 404 code for a protein of 106 amino acids. NCBI's taxonomy places the organism in Eukaryota, Metazoa, Mollusca, Bivalvia, Ostreida, Ostreidae. The transcript has 4 exons. The record is from RefSeq and is a predicted model, not a curated record.
GUUCAUCCUCAAACAAUACGUCUAUUAGAACUCUCUUGUCGAACGUCCUUCAACAGCGACACGAAAAACUGUAGGACACCAAAAUGCAUAUUGAUUUUAACAAAUUAGGCCCAGAAAACUGGCUGUAUGGCAUGCGAUGGAGGGAAGUUUCUCACCACAAAGGGAUGCAGGUUAUUUGGGCAUGCACACUGAUGGGGCUGAGUUUAGGAUCGUGGUACUUUGUCAGGCUUUGCACAAAAGCACCUGAUGUGACAUGGAGACACACCAGCAACCCCCAACCCUGGGAGAAGAUGCCACAGUCUGUGCAGUACAGAUUUUGGAGUCCAACAAUUGACUACAAGAAAAGGGGACUGUACCCUGAUAGUGAGAGACCCGACAUUGACCUCCGCCCAGCUACCAAUUAACUCUUGAAAAUGUUUGUCUGUAGGUCAAUAUCAGAUCCAGAGAUUGUCCAAGGAAAUAACUAGCAGACCUUUGAUAUUUUGUUUACUAUCUUGAAAGCAGUGAUAUUAAAAGAAACUUCACUCAUGUUUUGAAUAGUGAUGAAUAAAUGUGUUUAUU